AGUACAUUCGGUAAUUCGGUAUUCGCAUUCGUCGCGACUUCUGCUUGGCCACGCAGUAAACCUCUUGCUCCUGGCUCCUGUGGCCUGUGGCUAUCCCACACGGCAUAGCGCGUACACGGUAUACGUGUACGAGGUGUGUGUGCGUGCGUGCGUGUGUGUGGUUGUGCGCGAGCAAGGGAACACGGUUGUACCUCUGUAUAUACGCUCGGUCAGGGUGUGCGCGCGCGCAGCCGCGCCGUCGAGCGGUGCAACGACGACGGCAACGAAACACGACGCACGCACGUGUGACCGGUAACGAGAGUGUGCGAGUCAAAGUGGAACGUUUGAUUGGUCGAGGCGAACGCGUGCCGCUACGACUGUGUUUCUUCGUGAUUCCGUCGUGGCCGAGAGCGCGGUGUGCGCAGUGCGCUCCCCACCGCGUGCGCGCAGUGUGUAACCCCCGCGACCGCCAUCUUUGUCAAGUGGGUAACCUUUGUUGAUUUGUGUGAAAUGUGACGCCGUUGUCGCGAGAUAAUUGGUGAUCGUGAUUACACGCGAGCCCUGUGUGUCGGUACCUAAGUGACUCGUGCUCUCGCGUGUCCCCUUGUGGAUCUAUACAUGGAACAACCGCGACCAGGUUGAAAGCGACGACUGAUCGAGGGUCGCAACAGCAGCAGCAGGAGCAGCAGCAGCAGCAGCAGCAGCAGCAGCCGAAAAGGUAGUCGGGCGGAAGAAGAAAGAAAAGCGGAGGAACUCGAGUCGGAGGAGCGGAGGAAGGUAGACGGGAGGAGAGAAGGCAGGUAGACAGGAAGGCGGGCGCAGGAUGUGAAUGUCGCGGCCGUGACACAGUCGACCCAGACCCGGAGGCGCUUCAGCGUUGUCCACCGGGUGCGUAUAACCUGGCCAGGUACGUGGCGGGUGGGUACGCCGCCGCCGGCGCCGCCCUCGUCGGCAGACGGCCGUCGGAGACGAGAUGGACGAGCCGGAGUCCGCGGAAACGUGGUCGGCCUGGUUCCUGGACGCGAUCCGGAAGAUCCGCAGCCAGAAACAGAGGCCGAGCGUCGAACGGAUAUGCCACGCGAUCCGUCAACACCACAACUUCCACGAGGAAGAGAUCGCGGAGCACCUGGAGGUCGCCGUGAAGCGCGGCGACGUGCUCAAGAUCUUCAACAAGGGCCAGUCCUCGUACAAGGAUCCGGGCGGCUUGCAGUCGAAGCCGCUCAAGGUCGGCAAAGGCUCCGACCUGAGCAAGGUGCUCGGUAAGGCCGUCAGGGAGCUCGGCGAGAGAGAGGGCUCGACCCUCAAAACCAUCGAGAAGUACAUCAGGCAGAGCCACACGGUCGAGGAGGAGGCCGAGGGCGACCUCAGGACCGCGCUCAGGCUCUCCGCGAAGAGGGCCGCCGACCGAGGCCUCGUCGUCCAGGAUGGCAGGCUGUUCCGGCAGCCGGACAGGCCGCCCUAUCUCAAGAAGAUUGGGGACAGCGCCAAUCUACCACCCCCGGACCCACCCGUCCCCAAGCUGCCGGCUCCUCUACCGAUAUGCAAGGAGUGUCUCGGGGCGACGAUAGCCGGCAACAACAACAACACGAAGCGGAACGCGUCGGAGAAGCUGAGCAGGUGUAGCGUGUGCGGCGCGGCCCUGCACAACUUGUGCGCCCCGCCGGAGCUCUCGGUCCUCGUCGACAGGGGGAUUACGUGGUCCUGCGACGACUGCUCGCCGACCUGCGCCGGCUGUCAGCUGGAACAGGAGUCGCAGAACUAUUUGGUGAAGUGCGCCGGCUGCGUGAAGUGUUAUCAUCCCACCUGCCUUGAUCCCGCUCUCGACAAAAAGAACAAGGCGCCAUGGAGGUGUCGACACUGUCAAACGGCGCACACGCCGGUCGCCAAGGACGACGGGAAGAAGAGCAAAACCCAGGAUUCGGCCUCGCUCGACGACACGCCGACCACUGCGAGGAAGAGAUUCAGCAAGUUGCGCGAGAAUCGAAAAUCGGCGGUAUCCAGAAAGAGCUUGACGAUCGCGACUCCUGGCAAGAAAGGCGCUGUCGGUGUGGCACAGGUGGACAGCAGCUCGGACGGUAAUGCGGGUGUUGUCUCCCCUCGUCAACCACCUUUAAUUUCCUCUCCCAUACCACAACCCCCCGCCCAACUCGCAGGCCAGGGUAGGCUACUCGAAGAAAAGAACGACCGGAUCUCGAAGGAGAAGCAAAAGUUCUUUAGGCUGAGCGCAUUUAACGCGGAGCACAAUAAGUUGAAGCGGGUGGGGGGCGGUGAUAAGUAUAAAUCCUCGCAGAACGUUAGUCCUAGGUUGACUCGGGGUAACGCGAACCAGAAAAAACAGCAGCAGCAGCAGCAGCAACAACAACAGCAACAACAACAACAGCAACAACCGCAACAGCAAAGACCGUUAAGGCCGGGUAAAAAGGCCUCGUUAGCGUCUAGCAGCAGUAGUAGUAGUAGUAGCAGUAGCAGCAGCAGCAGCGGUAGCGGCAGCGGCAGCGAUGCGACGGAUACCGAUUCUUCGGACGGUAGCGAUACCACGGACGACGAGGAGGAGGAGGAGCAGGAGGAGGAAGAAGAGGAGGAGGAGGACGAGGACGAAGAGGAAGGUAACAGCUCGAGCGAAUCCAGCGACUCGACUUCGGAGGAGGACGCGCCGGAGAGUGGUCGUAAAACUGUUCUCGAAUCUCCGAAACCUAGAAGUCCGUUCUCCUGCGAUCUCAGCGAGGACAAGCCAUGGGGCUUCGCCGCUGCUGCCGCCAAGCUUAACGCGGAGUCGCCGUUUUUCAGCAACAUCAACAACACGUUCGGUGCUCCGUUGCCGAAGCUCGACGUGGGCGGAACGCCGACGUUCGGCUUGCACAUACAACCGGCCGCGACCACCACCCCCUCGGAUAAUAACAAGAAGAAGCAAAAGAACGUUGCUACCGUAGCCGGGAUCACGGUCAGCGGGGGUGGCAACGUCUCCUCCGGCUUGACCGUCGCGGGCGCCGGCGGCGGCUGUGGCGGUGGUGGUGGUGGUGGUGGUGGUGGUGGUAACAGCAUCGAUAACAAAGUAAAGCCGGGCGCCGGUCAGUUGAAAGGCUUGUUCGAUGGUUUGAGUCACUUCUUUUCAGUGCCUACGAACAGUAGGGCGAGAUCCGGCGGAUCGGCGCCUAAUUAUGCCCCGGAUAGGAGAAAACGGCCUAACGCGGACGACAAGAACGUCGUCGCCAAUCAAGCCAAGAUCCCGAGAGUUGGCGCGAACAAAAGCGACUCGUCUCCCGGCGUUGGCAUCGGCGUCGGCGUCGGCGUUGGCGUUGGCGUUGGCGGUGCCAGUUCCGGCGCCGCCACCGCCACCGCUGCUACCGCCACCGUUUCCGCGGCCGCGGUUGCCAUUCCCGUUUCUGUUCCCAUGGCCGUUGCCGUCGGCGUCGCGGGCAAACCGAAGGAAAGGAGAAGAACGGCCGAGGAAGCACCGAGGGUGCCGAGGCCGGGGAUCUUUACACCCUCCGACGAGAGUCUGUUCGUGGUCGGUUCGUUGAACGAGAAGCUACCGAAAAUGACACCGUCGAACCUGGUGAAAACCGCUGUGAACAGUAAGAGGCACGAGCACGAGAGGAGAAAGCUGAUGAAGGACGCUUCGUCGCUCGUCAAGUACGCCCCGCCGUCUCACCGGCACGACCAUUAUCCACGGAAAAGAAACAGCAACAACAAUAACAACAAAAACACGGUCAUCGAGACGAGCAACGGUCAAACGACGCGCCACCCUGUGCCCGCUGUCUCGAAGUCCGGCCUGUGUUCCGAUUCCGUGAAAUCAAAUCCUAGCCUAAAGUCCAAUCCACGAGCCUGUACUAGCGCCACCACCACCAACACCACCACGACACCCCGCGCGACACCCUGCUCCACCAGGAAGGACGAGCCGAUACUGCCGCAGACCUUGCCGCCCGGCGUCACCCAGAGGGACGUCGAUCUGUUCAAGGAUGCCCGGGACAGAGCGACGCGUCUCACAGUCUCGAACGGUGAGGGAGACGGAGACGGCGACGGCGACGGCGACGGGGACGGCGACGGUGACGGUGAGGGCGACGGCGACGGCGAAGGCGACGAGGUCGUGACGGCGUCAGCCUCGGCUGCUCCGGCGGCAUUGGCGGUGGCGACUCUCAGUCCUCCUGGCAACGGUAAUUCCGCGGCCGGUAACGGCACGAGAAACCCCGCCGCCAUCGUUUUCGGCCGAUUCGAAGUGGAGACGUGGUAUUCGAGUCCGUUCCCCCAGGAGUACGCGAGGUUACCGAAAUUGUUCUUUUGCGAAUUUUGCCUAAAGUACACCAAAAGUCGAGCGGUACUCGACAGACACAUGGACAAGUGCCAGUGGAGGCACCCACCGGCCACCGAAAUCUACAGGUGUAACGGACUGUCCGUUUUCGAGAUCGACGGCAACGUCAAUAAGAUCUACUGUCAAAACUUGUGUCUGUUAGCGAAAUUGUUCUUGGACCAUAAGACCCUGUACUACGACGUGGAGCCGUUCCUGUUUUACGCAGUAACGAAGAACGAUAAGCUCGGGUGUCAUUUGGUCGGUUACUUCAGCAAAGAGAAGCACUGUCCCGCUCAACGGUACAACGUCUCCUGCAUCAUGACUCUGCCGCAAUAUCAGAGACAGGGUUUCGGCAGGUUUCUCAUCGAGUUCAGUUACCUGUUGUCCAAGGUCGAGGGUAUCCCCGGGACCCCGGAGAAACCUCUCUCCGAUCUUGGCCGGGUGUCGUAUCACUCGUUCUGGAAGAGCGUCGUUCUCGAGUAUUUGGACGCGCACCGGAACACGACGGACGUCAAGCUGAGCGACAUCACCAAGGAGACCGGCGUGUCGUCGCACGACCUCGGGACCGCCAUGCAACUGUUAGGAUUCAUGAAAUCGGUCCAUUUGCCCGGCGAGGGGAACACGAAAAUGGCUGUUACAAUCGAUUGGACCAAAGUCGACAGUCACAUGGUGAAAGUGCGAAGAAGUCCCCGGAUCAAACUGGACCCGGACUGUCUGCGGUGGAUCCCGUUGCUCACGCAGAUCCCAAAUCCUUACCAAAGUCCCGAGGAGAGCGGCGACACGAGCUCCGAGUCCUCACCCAUGGCGGAGCCCAAGCAGGCGGCCGCGAUCGUUGAAAAGAUUCAAAAGGUGAAAAUCAAGAAGAAACCCAGGGGACGAAGGUUGGGUCAAAGAAGGUCGUCGCCGCUGAAACAGAAGAGCCCGCAAAAGUCCGCAGCUGCCGCCGCUCUACAGAAAGAAGCGUCCAAAGUGUCCAGGGACGCGAAAGAAACGAGCAAGGAUUCGAAAUCCGUCAAGGAAUCGAGGGAGUCCAGGGAAUCGAGGGAACCGAGAGAAGCGAGGGAAUCGAGGGAAGCGAGGGAAGCGAGAGACGAGAAGGAAAAGAAGGAAACGAAAGAGGCAAGAGACUCGAAGGGGACCAAAGACUCGGAAAAAGAGACUCGGGCUAUCUCCGCCGCGACCCACGAAUCGCUCAAGAACUCGAUGGAAGUCGACUCGAAGAACGUUCCGUCGACGCCGAGAAAUUCUCGAUCGGUGGCGACUGCAAAAAAUGCAAACUCUUCCGCAAGCUCGGCGAAAGCGAUGCCACUGUCGUCGAGCAUGUCGAGGCGGAGGAUCAGAACGCCGAAGACUUCUCUGGCGAUGGAAAGCGCGACGGCGAUGACAGCGGCAGCGACAACGACCGCGGCAACGACGACGACCACGGCCACGACCACGACGACGACGCCUCUUCGCAAACGAAAACAUUCCGAAAAGACUGAAGCCGAGGAGAAGGAGGAAAAGUCGGAGGUUAGUUCCAGGAAGAGGACUCGCGAGUCUUUGAGGGAGAGAGAGAAAGAGAAGGACCGGGAGAAGGAGAGGGAAAAAGAAAAGGAGAAGGAAAGGGAGAAGGAAAAGUCGAAAGAGAAAACGAAGGACAAGGACUCUCCGAAGGCCAAGGAUCACGCGCCGGAGCCGGAGAAGACGUCGUCGAAGCUAGCGACGUCGACUCUGUCGUCGACGGUGCAAAAGCCGGCGAAAAAGCAAUGCAAAGUCGACGACAUCUUGUUGAAGGUGACGAGUAGACAAACCAAGUAUUUGCAGGCGAAGCAGGCGAAAGAGAAGAAGAGCACGGACGAGGCCCAGUGCAACGGCAAAGAGGAGUCGAAGGAGACGAAGACCCCGCCGAUGUCGAGGCGGGGACGAGCCAAAGCCGAGAAGGAGUCUCUGAAGAUGCCUCAGUUGAAGCCGGAGACGCCCGCGGGCGACAGACCGGAAAGUCCUGUGAUACCUCCGCCUUCGUUGUCACCUUCGGCCGACUCCGAGAAGCCCGAGUCUCGCGAGCAGAAGGAUUCUCCAGUUCCGGUGCUGGUAUCCGCUUCGAAGGAGGACGCUGCCGAGCCCGGCAAAAACGAGACCGUCGAAGAGAACGGCGCGAUCGUGCCACCGGAAGCGGAGACCGCGUUUGCGAGUCCCGGCGAGUACGAGGGCGGCGACGAAGACGAGGGGGAGGAAGAAGUACCUGCGCCACGGCCGAAGUCCGUGACAGAGGGUUCGAGCAACCCGGAGAUCGAAUCGAUCGAGCAGCCCGAGACGGCCGUGGAGGAGAUUCUGCAGAAGGCGGAGAAGCAAGAGAAGCCGGAAAUAUUGGGGAAUACGGGGGCGAUACCCGAGAACCCGGAGAAGAGCCAGCUGCCGAAAGUCGAAUCGGAACCGCAGCAGAUCGUUGCGAGGGAGGCCGCGGGGCCGGCUCUGGUCGAAUGUGAUAAAGACUCUGAGACUGAGAAAACGAUUUCUCGUAGCCCGGAAACGUCGAAAUUGGUACCUGAAGUAUCUUCGCCCAAGGGAGAAGAAUGCGAAAAGUUAGAAGCUAUUACUCAGGAUGAAGAUAGCCCUAAGGAAGAGCCGAUUUCCGAGAGGAUAACGCUCAAGGAUACGAAAGAGGAGUCAACGCGGCCAAUGGUCGAGGCUUCUCCGGCGACUCCCACGGAGAAGAAAGAGUCGACGAUCGUCGUUGCUUCGAACGUCGCCUCGAAUGUCGCCUCGAGCGUAUCUUCGAACGCUGCUUCGAACGUCGCCUCGAACGUCACUUCGAACGUCGCUUCGAACGUCGCCUCGAACGUCGCCACGAACGUCGCCCCGAACGUCGCCACGAACGUCGCCCCGAACGUCGCCCCGAACGUUGCCCCGAACGUCGCCCCGAACGUUGCCCCGAACGUUGCCCCGAACGUUGCCCCGAACGUCCCCUCGAACGUCUCCUCGAACGUCGUCGCGAACGUCGCUUCGCCCGAGGCCGAGCCCCUCACGCCGCAGGAAAAGUCGCUACCCAUCAUGGAACAACAGGAGACCAUGCACCUGCACCAGACGCAACCAGAGGAGAUGAAGCAGAAUUCUCCGGAGAGCGGAAAAACGACGCCGCAUCUGGAAAAUCCUGGAUCGGUGAAGCGGACGCCGCCCUCGCAGCCGGACUUACCCUCCAUGGGAGUCUACACGCCCGACUCGACCACAAACUCGGUGCACUCGUUGCAUUACAGUCAGUGCGAUCUCGACGUGAGUCAGUUGGGCCUGGAGUCGCCCACGUCGAUAUCCAGCGACCUGGCGUCCCAGAACAGCGUCGAAAGGCCGCCCAGCGCUUUGCCGUCUAUGCCCGCUUCGGGGACCGUUCCGAUUUCCGUGUCGAUGCAGAUCGCCCCGCCGGCCACGUCCGUGGCGGUGAACAUAUCGCCGCAGGUUCAGUACGCCGAUUGUUCGAUGCCGCAGCACACACCGCCGGCGCACGUCAGCAUUCACCACCCGAUGCAUCAGCCCCACACGCCGCAGCCACUUCAGCAGCCAAGGACGCCGCAGUCGCACACUCCGCAAAGCAUACCAACGCAGAGUCCUCAGCCAUUGCCGCAGUCUCACACUCCGCAACCGAUGCCACAGCCCCACACGCCUCAGCCCUUGCCUCAGUCUCAUACGCCUCAAAGCAUACCGACCCAGAGUCCGCAGCCCUUGCCGCAGUCUCACACUCCGCAACCGAUGCAGCUGUCGCUGGCUCAGCAAACCCAAAGCCAGAGCAUGGCGCAUAGUCAGUCCCAGCAGACGCAGCAGUCUCAGCAGUCUCAGCCGCAACAACAGUCCGCGCAUCAACAGCAGCAGCAGCAGCAGCAGCAGCAGCAGCAGCAACAACAGCAGCAGCAACCGCAGUCUCACAGCAACAAGAGAGCUAGCGGCUCGCAGACGACGCACAGGUCUCGAUCGACGCAGCAAAGCAGCAGAUCCCAUCGUGCCACUCCUCCGGCGUCGCACGGUCAGGCCACCUCUCAACACGCAAGUGCUCAUACCAGCCACGCGAGCUCGCACACGAGCCACACGACCGUGGCGCACACGAGCCACGUGCCGCCUCAGUACCAGCAGUCUUCGUCGAUGACCGUGCCGCCGGUGCCUCAUCUGCAGUCUCACACGCAUGCUGCUCACUCGCACAACAUGGCCGUGAUUUCUCAAGGAAACUACAUGGCGGUCGCCUCGCAGCCUUUUCCCACGCAGAACACGUACGUGAUACAGCAUCGGGGCAGCAGGUCCGGGGCACCCACGCCCUGCACCACCGCCACCAACUUCUACAUCCAGACGAGCGCGAUGCCUCCGCACUCGCACACGGCCGCGUCCUCGCUGUCUGCCUCCGGAAACCAUCAGACCACCAACUCUUGCAGCCUGGCGAAGCUUCAGCAGCUGACCAACGGCUUGGAGAUGAUACCGCCCACCCCGUCGCCGGCCAUGAACCUGACGCCUCCGCCACCUAUUCCGCACACCAUGACGCCGCCUCAGACCUCGAGGCAGCUGCCGACCCCGCCUCAGGUGCCCCUCGGCUACGCUAAGAACUAUUACAACGUGAACACGGUGCCGCCGCCGGGCACUCCCGGCCCGCCGAGCAGAUCGACCUCGAGAUCCUCGGCGAACGCGAACAUGGCGUCCCUGACUCAAUCUUACACCAGCGAGAGCUUGUACAGACAGACUCUGGACCCAGGUAGUACCUGUCCUCAGAUGCAGAGCGCCGCCAGCCGGGUCAGCCCGAACGUGGCGUUGAACACGAAUCUCAUGGCCCAGUACGGCUACCGCGUGGCCCAGCCGGGCACCGGCUAUAUGAACCAGGCCGCGCAACUCGGCGGCUUCAUGAACCAAGCCAGUCAGCUCCCCGUGGGAGUAGUGAACGUACCUGCGCCAUACCCUCAGGACCCCCAUCAGCAGAACCCAGCGGCGGUCUACACGACCUACCACGGUUACAUCAACGGAGGCCUUAUGCAGCCCCUGAACAGUUCGAUGAGGCCGCGCUAGCCCCCGAACUCACCUAAACGCACAUCCCUUCACCCGCUACGACGAACUUUCGAGGCCGACAAGCUCCGAGGCCCAUCGUCCGCUUAGCAACGACCGCAGUGUCUCUUCGGACAAGCUUAAGCCGUACUCCGCGAUGCGAAUCUCGAUCUCGAUCUUGGGAUACGGUGUCACGACUCGCUGUUUGAACACAGCGCCAACUGAAUCGGCAGUCCACCCCGAUCGCUGGUUGAAUUCGUUGCUGUCCGGAGUUCUUCGCUUUGACGCAAAGUUCCAUCCUUCGAGGAAAUGCCGUAGGAUCUUCUUUUUAUUCCGAUAACAUGGUAAAAAGAAAUACGUUCUGUUUUAUGGUACCACCGACGAGUGCAACGCCCGGCUCUCGAGCCCCCUCCCCCUUCCAAAAAGAAGAUUCUUUUUUAACCACAUUCAUCGAACGAAACGCGUACCGAAGUUAGUUUCUCCUUAGGGUUCGCACGGAGCUUGUUCCUCGGAGGAUCGAGAAGUUCGAGAGAAUCAGAAGAAGAGUUCGUAUUGGAGGAAUCUGUGACUCGACGACGUGUAUGUAUGUAUGUACGUAGUGUGUGUGUAUGUAUGUAUGUAUGUAUGUAUGUAUGUACAUGCGUGUGGAAUAGAAUCGCGGUACCGGAUAAGAAAUUACGAUGCAUGGGUUCUUUGUAACUUGUGCAUUUACGAAGCGAUUAAUUAUUAUAUACUUUAUCGAUCGAUCGAUCGAUCGUGGUAAAGGAAGAGAUGUACCACGAGUACGUAUACAUCUCCCCCCCUCUCUUUCGGAAUCUACGAACGACAAAACGAAUAUGAACCUAUUUUUUAGUAGGGCAUUCGCUCUUUGAAUCGCAACAGUGUUACGUUUUCUGUAUAAUAACA
Molecule: messenger RNA, 10162 nt
Organism: Megalopta genalis
Lineage: Eukaryota; Metazoa; Arthropoda; Insecta; Hymenoptera; Halictidae
Source: RefSeq, a predicted model, not a curated record